AUGAGCUCGGCUCGCAGGCCUGCACGUCGCCCACCACGCAAGCUACCAAGGCUCGCGCACGACCUGGAUCGCCCAGACGCAGACCCCGAAGAGGUGCUUGACAUCCACACCAUAUCGGACGAUAGCAGCGAGAACAUGCCGUCCAGGGUGCGCAACGGGCGGGCAUCGCCUUCCAAGCCAUCCCCGGCUACCAAAUCCAGAUCCCGUGGUACACGGCCAUCAGCUGCGCACGACGUCAUCGAGAUCCUCUCCAAUGCAUCCACAGACAAUGCACACGACGACGUUGACAUGUCGGAUUUCGAAGAUGUCGACGUGGCCAAUGCAAGCCCCGCCACGGGUGCCUCGCGCGAGGCCAGCGAAGACCUCGAGAUGGAAGACGUCGAUCUCGACCCAGACAACUCGACCAAGGAUCUGCACGAUAUGUAUGCUGAUGCAUACAGAGAGGUUCAGGCCAAAUACGGCGACGGUGCCAUCGGCGAAGAUGGUCAGGAGGGCAGCGAUCAAGAGCAGACGGGCGACGAUUCAACCACAGAUCCCAAAGCCAUCCCCAUCUUCAAGGAUGGCAAGGGUCAGCACCGGGGCGUCGAGAUCUCCGUCGGCAGUCGCACCCCUAAGCAGUCCGGCUCCACCAAGCCAAAGUCCACCAGCCUGCUCACGCCGCGCGACCGUCAGAAUCGCAUCACUGCGCACAAGCUGCUCGUGCUCUCCAUGCUCGCCCACGCCCGCGUGCGCAACAAGUGGUGCAACGACAACGACCUCCGCGACACACUCGCCGAUUCGGUGCCAGACUACCUCAUCACCAAGCUGCGCUCCAUCCAUCCCAAAAAGGUGCCCGAGCAGCGCGAACGCAUCCGCAUGUUCGAGAGCUUCCUCUCGGAGCUUGUUCGGUGGUGGACAGCGCGUUUCCGUCUGGAUCCCACCAUGGUCGCGGCCUCGGCCCUGCGCCAGCCGGACCAGGACAUCGCAACCGGCAUCAUGCCGAGCUCCGGCAGGCGCAUAGAUGGCUGGGUCGUAGAGACGGCAGCAGAGCGAGAGCAGCGCCACCGUCGCGAGCGCAGGGAACAGCAGCGCUACCGCGAUGCAAAGGAACAACAGGCAAAUACAAAGACCAAAGGCAAGGGCAAAGCCAAGGCCGCCUCCACAGCAAGUGCAUUGCUGCCGCCCACAAAGGCGAUGGAGAUCACCAUCUUUGCGCCCGGCAGCGCCAUCCGCCCGAUCUACUUGCGCCUGCUCUCGGCACCAGAGACCAUUUCGUCGCCCGCCGAACUCAAGCAGCGUGCACUCGACAAGGCCGGCUCCAGAGAAACGAGCGCACAGCUCUUUUGCGCCCUGUGCCGAUCCCUCGGCAUUCCUGCUCGGCUCGUAGUGAGCCCGCAGCCGAUGCCGUGGAGUGUGGGUGCAAGCAAGCUCGCGAACUCGGCGGCGGGCACUCCGGCAGACAAGAAGCCCAACCAGCUCCGUGCCAAAGCCAAGACCCCGGCGUCGCGGCGUUUCGCUUCCAAGCCGGUGCACGAGCUGACCUCGGAUGACGAGUCUGUCGCCUCAAGCGGCUCGGCGAAGCGGACAGCCACCCGUGGUAAGGCUGUGCCGCACCCAAUGGGCUUUUCAUCGGCUGACGAGGCAAGCGAUGCAAAGCGAGGUACACCUGCAAAGGCUCGAGCAGCAACUUCGCGGCGGGAAGCGCCAGGAAGCGCCAGCAGCAGAGCUAGUCGUCGAGGCAACCGCGAAGAGCCCAUCUUGCUCGACGGCACGGCAUCGGAUGCCUCGUCCAAGUCGGCAGCAGCCACGUCAAAGAAGGGGAAGGCGAGCGCCAGAGCUGCAGCCGUCGGCGAGUCGGCGCGGCGCAAAGGCAAGGCGAGAGAGGUCGAUCCGCCUGUGGCCGACGGUGACGGAAGCGAAGACGAUGACUACCGUCCGGAAAAGUGGAAAAACCUCAAGACGCCGCUCGAGGUGGAGCACAAGGUGAAGCUGCGCGCAUUCCGGCCCAAGCAGCUCAAGGACUCGGAGCUGGCGGGUGAGGAUACGACGGCGGAUCCGGUCGACCUGCAGGCUCCGCCGACCAUGUGGGUCGAGGUGUUCUCCAAGCCGUACCAGAAGUGGAUCAGCGUGGAUCCGGUGCGAUCGCUGGUGAGGCCGUCGGGGAAUCGACACAUGGAGCCGGCGCCAUUCGAUCGGCAGAACAAGCUGAUCUACGUUGCGGCGUUUGAGGAGGAUGGAUAUGCGCGCGAUGUGACGGCGCGCUAUACGAAGACGCUCAACUCGCGUGUUUCGCGACUGCGACCGCCGACACGGGCGAAAGGAGAGGAGGACUGGUGGACGCGCGUGGUGCGUGCCAUGCAUCGGCCGCAGAAGCUCGACCGCGACGCGAUGGAGGAUGCGGAGCUGCAGGAUUUUAGUGCGCGCGAGCCCAUGCCGUCGUCCAUGGCCGGGUUCAAGGACCAUCCGGUGUACUUUUUGGAAAAGUUCCUCAAGCGCGACGAGGUGGUCUUUCCGCGCCGCCAGAUCGCCACGUUCCAAGGCACGCCGGUCUUCUCCAAGGCGGACGUUCUCACAUUACGCUCGUCGCGCCAGUGGUACAACGAGGGCCGCGUCGUCAAGGACGCAGAGACCGCGCUCAAGUUCGUCAAGGCGCGGGGAUACACGCUUGCGAACAAGCGGGCCGAGGAGCAGGCCAAGCUCGAGGGCCGCGAAGUUGCGCAGGAGGGACUGUACGCCGAGUUCCAAACGCAGCUCUACGUUCCCCCCGCCGUAGGACCGGACGGAGCGAUUCCGACGAAUGGGUUUGGCAACAUCGACCUGUUUGUGCCCUCGAUGCUGCCGGCGGGUGCGGUGCAUCUGCCCAUGCAGGGCACCGCCAAGGUGGCCAAGAAGAUCGGCGUACCGUAUGCCGAGGCGAUCACCGGCUUCGAGUUCCGCAAGCAGCGCGGCAUGCCCAAGAUCACGGGCAUUGUUGUGGCCGCGGCGAAUGCAGAGAUGGUCGAGGACGCCUUUUGGCAGCAGGAGCAGCAGGAUGCGUUGCGCCAGCAGACCAAGAAGAUGGAACGCGCCAUGAAGAAUUGGCGCAAACUCAUCAAUGCCGUGCGCAUCGCCAAGCGCGUCCAGGAGCAGUACAAGGACCCGAUCGAGGGUCAACCUCAGGAUGACGUAUCGCCGAGCGAGGAUAAGGAGGAGGAAGGUGGGGAGAAGAGUCGAUUCUUUGCUCCGAAGCCGGCGGAGGGGCCGCAUUCGGCUGACGUGGGUGAGAGGCUGGAUGUGGGUGUGGAUGUGGAUGUGGAUGUGGAGAUGGCUGAUGGGGUGGAGACCGAGUCGGCAGCGGCUAGCGCAGCAAGCACACCGCGCAGGAAAGGCGCCAUCAUCUCGCUCGCCCAACUCGCUGCCGCGCCAGCUGAAGAAGAGCUGCAGGAGGAGGAGGAGGAGGUGGGGGUGGGCGAGAAACGUGCUCGUCCAGCGCGACGCUCCACACGCGCACGUGCAGGGCCGGCGCAGUACGACGAGCGCGAGGACAGCGAGCACGACCCACCAGAGGCCGAGACACCGCGCCGCACUCGCCGCAUCACCAUCAAGCGUCCCCGGCGCAGUUGA
Moesziomyces aphidis is the source of this 3582-nucleotide messenger RNA. The record is from the annotation of a GenBank genome assembly. NCBI's taxonomy places the organism in Eukaryota, Fungi, Basidiomycota, Ustilaginomycetes, Ustilaginales, Ustilaginaceae.